This is a messenger RNA of Arthroderma uncinatum, 3849 nucleotides long. Its product is annotated as type I inositol-1,4,5-trisphosphate 5-phosphatase 2. The transcript is spliced from 7 exons. Bases 1 to 3849 code for a protein of 1282 amino acids. Gene Ontology annotation, molecular function: protein binding; phosphatidylinositol-4,5-bisphosphate 5-phosphatase activity. The record is from RefSeq and is a predicted model, not a curated record. Gene Ontology annotation, biological process: phosphatidylinositol dephosphorylation. NCBI's taxonomy places the organism in Eukaryota, Fungi, Ascomycota, Eurotiomycetes, Onygenales, Arthrodermataceae.
AUGAGCCACCCGCCAAAUCCAUCGCUUCCUCCCAGCAGUUCUGGGAUGUUUGGCUUGGAUUUCGUCGUUGCCUGCAGCCAUACCCAGUCUCAUACCGUCGCCUCUGGUGCCUGGAUGUUUACACCCUUUGUUGAAUUAUUGAAGGAAGUUCGGGUGGUUGCCUUUGGACGUGCAAACGAGGAGGAGGGAACUGAUCAGCAGCCUAUCAGGCCGGUGUCGUCGCUCCUGUCCCAUUUCGAGAACCUCUCCCAUACCAAACGUGCGCCUGAAGCUCAAGAUGGACCUGGAUCGUUAUUAAAAGCACCAACGCCAGCAGAUAAUGCUACGGCAGGCCGGAUUUCACUAGAUCUGCCCCGAUCCAACUCGCCAUGGGGGGGUUCACAGCGGCCCACCCAAAGCUUCCUACGGCCCCAGCAGACUGGGGAUUCUCCAACCCGUCGUCUCCAGGCACGUCCGUUGUCUAUGAAUAUACAAUCUACACCUCCUGGACGGCCAGUGUUUACCGUUGAGUCGCCACGACCUUCUCCGGAACCGAAUUUCCCGCAGAAUCAGAGUCUCCCGCAGAACCAGAGCCGCGCAUCCUACGCCCUACACGUUCCUAAUGGACAUUCAACGUUGAACGAACCGUCUACCAGCCCUGCCUCCUCUUCUCGCACCUCCACUCGUCCUACGACCCCUCUCAGUGAUCCUUCUAAUACGGCUCCAAUAGACGGCCGGCGUACGACUCCAGUGAGCCAGCGCACUGGGAAUAAUGGGAAAAGUACCUCUGUGCCUCCACCUGUAAACAGGGCGGAGAAGCCGAAGAUACCAGCUAAGAAACCCGGCAUAUCACCCAACCAUGAUGUCACAACCUCGAAUACAUUGGCUCCUUCGUCUUCGUCCCAGCGUACAUCGAUGGAAGAUAGGGUAUCACCCUUCAGCACACCUCCUAGCAGCCCGGAGAAAAUACCGGGGGCAUCAAAGUUCAAUGGCGUCCCUGAACUCACGAGCCUGAGUGAGCUAGAUACGCCAACCCGAAUUCCUAAAACUCAGCAAGGUCUACGUUCACAAUCAGGGCCUAUUUCUCGCGAAGGUCCGCCAGUGUCGAGAUUAACAAAGCAGAAGAAUUUAAUCACCGACAUGGCUCCCAGUUCGAUCCCCCCUCACCCUCAACCAGCCAUAGGCGCCAAAAUCAUGAGUGUGGCUACCACCACGCCGACGCCCGGCGGUAGUUAUGAUCCAGAAAAUAGGCAAAGUGCGCCGAGACGACGUCUAUCACCUGCGCCGCCGCGUAGGCUGGAGACACCACAGACCUUUGUGCCUCCUUCCAGGGAUGAGCCACCCAGCCCUCAAAGAGUAGUGUCUGCUACGGAACCCCAGAAACAAAGCACAUUCAAACCACCACCUAGGUCAUCUAGCAUAAAAUAUGUGAAGCCAACGCCUCCUCCGCCUCCCCCGCCUCGCAGAGACACAAGUAAUCUCUCGGCGAAAUCCACUCAACAUACAGACAAGCCUCCGCCUCCGCCUCCGCCUCCACCUGCAAACCCACCAGUACGACAGCGGCCGCCAGCAGCCAUCCAUUCCAGUGACCAAGAUGCAGUUAAGUUCCUAGAACAGCUUACUCGCUCAUCACAUCGCGCUGAGCCUGCUGUUGUGACCGAUUCGGAUAUCCAUCCAGAUGCCACUCAUACAAACCGUCGCCCACCAUUUUUCAGAUCGGGUGCCGCUGGUGUCCACACCAAGUAUGAUACCCGGGUGUUCGAUGUUUGUGGACAGUACGCUUGUACGACAGGUUACUUUACCAGGGUUUGGGAUCUUGUGACAGGAGAGAUGAUCAUGAGUCUAAACCACGGCGAAACAGUAAAGGGCUCUGCCAUUGCGUUCAAACCCGGAAGGAGUAUUGAUGAGGAGGGAGCCUUAAUCUGGAUUGGUACAACUGCCGGCGAGAUACAGGAGGUCGACGUUAGAACCCAAUCUAUCGUCAAUACCCGACCUGCCCACUCUCGACGGGAAAUUAUCAGGAUAUACAGGUACCAGAAGGAACUCUGGUCAUUAGACGACGAAGGGAAACUCCUGGUCUGGGUUCCAGAUGAGUCAGGCUCACCGAAUCUGCAAUAUAGCUAUAACCACCCGUACGACCGGAUGGUAAAGGGGCACACCUUUUCGAUGGUUGUAGGCGAUAUAAUCUGGUACGCGACAGGCAAGGAGGUACGGCUAUAUCAACCUCAUGCCCAGGAUACUACUUUCCAGGUUCUCAAAUCGCCGCUAGGCAAACAUCACGCCAGUGAGGUAACUUGUGGAACGAUGUCUACGAAAAACGGUGGCAUGGUAUAUCUUGGCCACGCAGAUGGCAAAUUGACCAUUUACAGCUCUCAGGAUUAUGCCUAUCUUGGAACUGUUACUGUCAGCAUGUACAAGAUCAGUUCGCUGGCUGCUGUUGGGGACUAUCUAUGGGCAAGCUAUAAGACCGGCAUGAUUUACGUGUACGAUACGUCAACGAGUCCAUGGACAGUCAAAAAGGACUGGAAUGCGCAUGACCAUGGAGUUUGUGGAAUGACACUUGACCUAAGCUCUGUGUGGACGAUUAAUAAACUUCAAGUCGUAUCUCUUGGUGUCGAUAAUUAUAUCCGUGUCUGGGAUGCUAUGCUUGAGGAUGACUGGCUAGAGGCAAAGAUGCAAAGCAAGGAUGUCGAAUACUGCCAAUUCCGAGAAAUUUCUGCAGCGAUCGUAACAUGGAAUGCUGGUGCAGUUGUUCCUGGAAAACUGCCAAAUAGCAACUUCAUACGAGAUGCUAUUCACCCAGAGAAUGCACCGGAUAUUCUAGUCUUUGGUUUCCAAGAGCUUGUAGACUUGGAAGACAAGAAGAUCACAGCAAAGAGCUUUCUCAAGGGAAAAAAGAAGGACGCAGACAAAGAGACGAUGAGUCGGCAGUAUCGUGUGUGGAAGGAUUAUCUCGCAUCAUGUAUCAGAGACCAUAUGCCAAAUAACGAGUCAUAUGUCCUUCUACACACAGCAAGCCUUAUCGGCUUGUUUACUUGUGUAUUUGUAAGACAAGAUACGCGCGAACGGAUUUCAAACGUAAGCGCGGCAGAGGUUAAGCGAGGAAUGGGUGGACUCCAUGGGAACAAGGGCGCACUUAUCCUCCGAUUUUUCUUAGACGACAGCUCACUAUGCUUUGUCAAUUGUCAUUUAGCCGCAGGUCAAACCCAGACAGCGAACAGAAACAACGACAUCGCCGCAAUCAUGGAAAGUGAGGCACUUCCUAAAGAGCCAAGCAUGUCAGCUCGAAUAGAUCGAUUCGCCGGCGGCGGAGACGGAUCCAUGAUUCUCGAUCAUGAAAUUUGCAUCUUAAAUGGCGAUCUCAACUACCGUAUUGACUCGAUUCCGCGAAAUACAGUGAUAGAAGCGGUUAAAGCCAAUAACCUCCCGAAACUCCUAGACAGGGACCAACUUCUAGCUUCAAAGCGAAAGAAUCCUGGGUUCCGACUUCGUACAUUUAACGAAGCACCAAUCACGUUUGCACCAACGUAUAAAUACGAUGUGGGAACUGAUGAUUAUGAUUCGAGCGAGAAGAAGCGAGCUCCGGCAUGGUGUGAUCGACUUCUAUAUCGUGGGUUCGGCCGUGUCAAGCAGCUAGAGUAUAGACGGCACGAAGUCCGUGUUUCCGACCACAGGCCUGUUAGCGGUACUUUCAAGAUGCGUGUCAAAUCUAUAAUUCCAAAAAAGCGCACAGCCACAUGGGAGGCUUGUCAGGAGGAAUUUCUCCAGGAGAGACAGCGUUUAGCAACCGAAGCUAGCGUUUCUUACCUUGUUCGUUUUCUCGGGUUAAGUCCACGAGAAGCCUAUACAUUAAUAACAACUCCGCCAUGA